Molecule: messenger RNA, 1017 nt
Organism: Ceratitis capitata (Mediterranean fruit fly)
Lineage: Eukaryota; Metazoa; Arthropoda; Insecta; Diptera; Tephritidae
Exons: 1
Coding region: 1-1017 (338 amino acids)
Biological process (GO): DNA integration
Molecular function (GO): nucleic acid binding
Source: RefSeq, a predicted model, not a curated record
AUGGCGGAUUUGCCGGUCGAACGAGUGCAAGCUUCUAGACCAUUCUUUACAACUGGAAUAGAUUUUUGUGGUCCGUUCUAUUAUCAGUCAGAAAUUCGAAAUAGGCAGCCGUUAAAAUGUUACAUCGCCUUACUUAUUUGUUUUGCUACAAAGGCGGUUCAUCCAGAGUUCAUCGUCAAGGACUUGUCUACAUCUGCGUUAUUAACUGCAUUAAAAAGAUUUAUUAGCAUACGAGGUAAGCCGAAAACUAUUUGGACUGACAACGCAACCAACUUUGUUGGAGCCAAAAACGAGCUGUUGGAGCUGAAGCGAUUGCUUCUAAGUAGCGAACACCAAGACAAAGUGCACAAAAUAUGUCUGGAUGAUAGUAUCGAUUGGAAGUUCAUACCGCCCAGAUCUCCCCACUUUGGAGGACUUUGGGAAGCUGGUGUUAAAUCAGCGAGGUUUCACUUCUACAGAGUCGCAGGUUCUUCGGGGUUAUCUUUUGAAGAACUUCGCACACUUGUCUGCCAAAUCUCAGCGAUCAUUAAUUCCAGACCUCUUAUUCCACUUACAGAGCAUCGUGAUGAUCUUUCAGUCCUUACACCAGGGCAUUUUUUGAUUGGCGGUCCCUUCACAGCUACAAUAGAACCGGAUAUGACAGAGAUCAACAUUAACAGACUUGGACAUUGGCAGCGCAUUUCUCAGAUGCAACAAAUUUUUUGGAAAAAGUGGAGUACAGAAUAUCUUACCCAACUACAACAACGAUCUAAGUGGCGUACCGAAAGAGAAGGUAUCAAAGGAGGUGACAUAGUGCUCAUAAAAGAUGAAAACCUACCGCCCCUUCGCUGGCCGCUGGCACGAGUCAUUGAUAUAAUUCCUGGAUCCGAUGGUAUAGCGCGUGUAGCAAAAUUGAAAACAAGCUCAGGGUUUACCAAAAGAGCUAUCACAAACCUAUGCUUGCUACCAUUAGACGAUCAUCUUGAAAGCUUAAACUUUCAACGGGCGGAGGAUGUUGGGAACCACAGCAAUGAAUAG